ACACGUAAACAUGGCAGCGAACAUAGAGCAAAUAUUCCAAGAUUUUAUAUUGAAUAAGAUCAGAGAAAUUGAAGACCAGAAUGAAGAUAAAGCUGCUGUUGAAGGAGUGGGUGCUCACGGUGAGACGGCUGGAGCAGAGAAAACUCCGUCAGAGAGAGACAAACAGGAAGAGUUCAGGUGCAGCGGCUCACAGAAGAAACAUAAAAAGCACAAAAAACACAAAAGCAAGAAGAAGAAGAGGAACCAGGAGAAGGAGAGCAGCUCAGAGUCUGCAGCAGAACUGGACGCAAGAAGUAAACAUCAGAGCAGAAGAGGAACACCAAUAGCGGCGAAUAAGGAGCAAAGUGAAGAUAACAGCUGUAAAUCCAGAUGCCACAAACGGUCAACAGGAAAGAGGAAGAAAAAGAAGAGGAAGCGGAAAAGUGAAGGGAGAGGAAACUCAUCAGAUUCGGACUCAGAAUGCGUAUCAAAGCAGAAGGGUAGUAAACGCGGUCAAAGCUCAUCGCCACGGCGCCGAGAAGACCUGCCUGAUAUCAUCCCAAAACAGGACAGCUCCAAUAAAGAAAGAGGAGAUGAGGAAAGCUAUGACGGGAGGAGUCGUCGUUCCCGUUCCAAGUCACAUUCCAAUUGUCGGUCCCAUUCCUGCUCGGUGAGGAGGAACUCUCACUCUCGGUCUGGACAUCACCAUCGAAAAUCUAGAAGUCGUUCCCGGUCUGGUUCACAGCACCACAGGACCUGGUCCAGCUCUUCAGAGAAGAAGGAAGCUUUGGAUCAAUCCUCACAGUCUAGCCAGGUUCAUUCAAAAGGCCUCCAGCUGCCCCAGCUGCUAUCCAGCCAGACAGGAAUAAACAUCAGUGCAGAGGUGCACACAGAGCCAUGCACUGAGCUGCAGAGCUCUGACCAGAGUGGCAAGUCUGCAGAGACAAAACAAGAGCAAGCAGAGGACACAACAGAAAGACAAGGUUCUACUACAUCCCAGUCUAUGCUGAACCAGUCUACAUCUACUGAACCUUACCAGACCACUGAGCCCAGCCUCCCUCAGUGUAAAGCGUCAGAGUGCCCCAGGUCAACCUCUGCUACCAAUGUUAAAUCACCAGUAAAGAAGAAGAGGAAACCAUCCAAAUCCCCUCAGAGGAACAAAGAAGUUAAGUCAUCAAAGAAGCAGAAAAGAUCGAAGUCACCAUCUAAGAGCCACAAGAGGGGAUCCAGAUCCAGCAGCCCUUCAAGAAAGAGAAGAUCACGGUCAAGAUCAGGGGGCCGGAGGUCACGGAGGUCACGCUCACGGUCGGUGUCACGGGGGCGAAGAAGAGCAACAUACAGUCAGAGGGACCGCUGGAAACGAGAGCCGAGUCACUCCCCUGUACUCAUCCUCCGCAAAAAUAGAUCACCCACUCGGAAACACUGCAGUUCCAUCAACAGCCCUCAACGCAUCAGUGAACUGGAUAAGGACCAGUUGUUGGAAAUUGCCAAGGCUAAUGCUGCUGCCAUGUGUGCCAAAGCAGGUAUGCCCAUCCCUGCCAGCCUAAGGUCCACGGUGCUUCCCCUGGCCCUGCCAAGUAUAGCCAUGAAUGCUGCUAUGGCUAGUAUGACUGCUGCCACAAUGACAGCAGCCUUGUCUAACAUAGGCACUCUGUCUUCACUGCUCCCACUGCCCUCCAUCACCAACAAACCACCUCCUGUCCCUGCUCAACCCAACAUUGCUGCUUUGGAGGAAGUGAAGCGGAAAGUAGCAAAGCAGGCCAACAGCAUCAGCAUUAAGGAGUUCACUGAUAAAUGCAAGAUGAUUGUGGACAGCAAAGGAGAGCUUCCUGUGGCAAUGCCUCACGUGUCAGAUGAAGAGGAUGAUGGGAAACCCUUUGGAGGAUCAGCUCUUCGAGAGCAAAAAGCCAUCAGCUUCAGUAUUAAUAACACGACAGUUCGUCCAGCAGUGCGUAGUGAUGCAGGCAUGGCCAAAGAGUUUCCAGUGUCUUCAGGAUGUCAGCAUCGUAAGAAGGAGGGCGAGACACAGGGUGCAUAUGGAGAAUGGGUUCCAGUUGACAAAUCGGCAGAUGAAGCUGCAGCUGCCUCCAGAAAGGCCCCGAGCGCUGCCCCCACAGUGACAUCCACGGCAUCAUCAGGUGAAAGUGCAGCAGCUGCAGUGUUACCGGUGGUGGUGGAACAGCCAGUGUUUGUGGCAGAAAGUGACAGCGUGUUUCCUGAACCACCAAUGCAGCCUGUGGAUAUCUCUCAGGCUGUAACUGAGAGGAUCAAAGCUCAAAGGCGAUUGGCAGAGAAUCCCUAUGAUGUCAGCGCUAUCUGCAUGCUCAGCCGGGCACAGGAGCAGGUUGAUGCAUGGGCCCAAUCCAACACUGUCCCUGGUCUUUUCACUGGUUCUACAGGAGCUCAGGUCCUCAGCUCGGAGGAGUUGUCCAACAGUGGACCACAAGCAUGGCUGAAGAAGGACCAGUUCCUCAGAGCAGCUCCAGUCUCCGGGGGUGUCGGGGAGUUCCUGAUGAGAAAGAUGGGCUGGAGGACAGGAGAGGGCCUCGGGAGGAACCGUGAGGGCACCGUGGAGCCGAUCAUUAUCGACUUCAAGGUCGACCGCAAAGGACUAGUUGCUGAAGGAGAGAAGCCACAGAAACAGACAGGAGGACUGGUGGUAACCAAGGAUCUAAUGGGCAAACACCCGGUGUCUGCCCUCAUUGAGUUGUGCAAUAAGAGACGGAUAAUGCAGCCAGACUUCGUCAUGGUUCAUCACAGUGGUCCUGACCACCGCAAGAAUUUCCUCUUCAAGGUCACAGUGAAUGGUGUGGACUACCAACCCCAGACAGCUAGUCCCAAUAAGAAACAUGCCAAGGCCAUGGCUGCUACAGUUGCCCUGCAGGCUCUGGGAGAGGUUCCUGUUGAUGGACCGGGACUCUACACUGGCCCUGUCUUCACUGCUGCUUCUACUGGUCCCCUGUUCUCUACAUAGACAUACACAAAAUAAUGGACCUGACAGACUCUGCAUGGUUAACCUGUUUCACAAGAUUCUCACUUCACUUGUGGGACACUGACUGAUUGACAGGCUGUUUCGUCCCAUUAAAGGAGCAGUAUGUAAGAUUUAGUGGCACGUAGUGCAAUAUUCAUGAGUAUGUUUUAAGUGAUACUCACCUCAAAAUAAGAAUAGUUGUGCUUUCAUUACCUCAGAAUGAGCCCUUUAUAUCUACAGAGGGAGCAAGGUUCUCUUCCAUGAAGCCCUCCAUGUUGCACCGCUAUAUUUCUACAGAAGCCCAGGAUGGACAAAUCAGACACUGUCUUUAGAGAGGGCUUCGCACAUUUUUCACGAGCUUCACUGCCACAGUAGGUUUUCCUAUACUCUUCGAAGAGAAUUCAUUUGGUUGCAGUCUUCAACCUCACCACUGGAUGCCACUAAAUCCUACCCACUGGUCCUUUAAAUAACAGGUCCAUCAUUCCACUCUGGUGGCUUAGUUAUCCACUAAGAAAUGAACACCAGUGAGAACCAUGAAGACCGGCCUGGCUUCAGAGGAUGCAGAAUAUCUUUGUAUGGAAAAUCCAGAUUUUCUACCUGAAAAAUCACACUUCAUGUUACAGUAUUCAUGACAAGGUUGCAGAUAUAUUUUUGCCAGGUUAUUACAACUGCAAAAGUCUCUCCAUCAUAUCAGAAGUGGAUGGCGUGUAUGUAUGUAUGCAUGUAUGAUGAUGUGUAUGAUAUAGUAGCAUUUCAGCCUGAUAUAUUAGCUGACCAAUACUGUAGUCUAACCAUAGACUAGUCAAGUUUCUCUGAACUGGAUUAGUCUCAGUGGUCACAGCAAGGCAGAGCUGAGUUGGGCUGUUAAAUGAAGACUUGUACUGUAUUUGUAAAUCACUGUGUAUUGUUGGUCAACAACUUUUCUGUUGGUCCUUAUAUUACAUUUGUGGCCUCAAACAAAAUGUUUCUCUUUCAAGAGGCUGUUAAACAUUAUAGAACUAACCUUCAAAAAAUGUGUAAACAGAAAUAAAGAUUAUA
Molecule: messenger RNA, 3988 nt
Organism: Scomber scombrus (Atlantic mackerel)
Lineage: Eukaryota; Metazoa; Chordata; Actinopteri; Scombriformes; Scombridae
Gene: sonb
Product: protein SON
Exons: 20
Coding region: 11-2953 (980 amino acids)
Biological process (GO): regulation of mRNA splicing, via spliceosome; regulation of cell cycle
Molecular function (GO): RNA binding
Source: RefSeq, a predicted model, not a curated record